AUGGCUGUUGCUGCUUAUGCAUCCUUGGUUUCUCUCACUCAUGUCCUCGACAAUCUCCACUACCGUGCCCGAUUUAAUAUCCCUCGUGCUGACAUCAACCAAGUCGAAGCUCUCCAGAAAAAUGUCAAUUCCUUGCUGGAAUUUGUUGAGCUUCAUUCCCAAAGGAAGAUCCCUGAGCUUCGAGGUUUGUGGAGGAAAAUGGCUGAGGCUGCCGCUGAAGCAGAAAGUGACAUCAACUUCCAUGUAGCCAAUCUACUCUAUGCCAAAUCUCAAGGAGAAACGAGUGAUACUUCAAGCUUCUCAGCUUUCUGUGAUGAAAUGGAGACACUGAUCCAAAAGUUUUGUUCCAUUGAAAAAGAGUUUCCGGUGAUUGAAGAAGACGGGGAAGAUGCUCCAGCUCAAAAGCAAUCCAAUUAUGCUUCUGUUGCUGCUGGUGGUUCGCCUGCAGCUACAUCAUAUGUCAGCAGUGUUGUGGUUGGACUGGAUGAGCAUGUGAACACGAUCAGGGACAAGCUCGUCAGAGGUAGAUCUAAGCUCGAAAUCCUCCCAAUUGUCGGCAUGGGAGGUAUUGGUAAGACCACUCUCGCUAAAAGUCUCUAUGAUGAUUCAUUUGUUGUCGACCACUUUGAUUUGCGCAUCUGGCUUACUAUAUCUCAAGAAUAUAGCGCUGAACAAAUCCUUAAAGUUGGUCUUGAAGGAAAUGCAGGAGAAAACGAACAUUUAAAUGAGUUGGGAACUAGAUUUUACCAAAAAUUAUUCGGUAGAAGGUACUUGAUUGUUAUGGAUGACAUGUGGUCAACUGGACCUUGGGAUGAGUUACGGAGGUAUUUUCCAGAUAAUGAGGACGGAAGCCGUAUUUUGUUGACGACUAGACUCUCAAACAUGGCUGCUUCUUUGUGUUCUCAUGAUCCUUAUCGAUUAACAUUUUUAGAUGAGAAUGAAAGUUGGAGUUUAUUAUGUCAAAAUGCAUUUUCUCCAAAUGGUUGUCCGGGUCAUUUAGAGAAGCUUGCACAGAAAAUUGCAAAAUGUUGCAGAGGGCUUCCUUUAGAAAUUGUUGUUGUGGGCCGGUUGCUUGCCAAUUCUGACAUGACGGUGAAACAUUUGGAGAAUGUUGCAAAUCAUAUUAGCUCACUCGCUAAUUUGGAAGAUAAAGAGCAUUGUAAAAAAAUACUAUCUUUAAGUUACGAGAGUUUAUCCAUUCAUCUCAAACCAUGUUUUUUGUAUUUGAGAGUUUUUCCUGAAGAUAGUAAAAUUGAAGUCUCAGAGCUAAUUGAGUCUUGGAUAUCUGAAGGAUUCAUUAAAUCAACGAGUAAUAGAAGUUUAGAAGCUAUUGCAAAGGAGUAUGUAAAAAGCCUCAUUGAUAGGAAUCUAAUAUUUGAUCGGGAUGAAAAUGGAUGCGGCAUUCACGAUCUUUUACGGGAUCUUUGUUUAAGAGAGUCUGCCGAUGAAUGUUUUCUCCAAUUUCCUAGAAGGCAAACUGUUGGGAGAAUGUUGUCGACAAAAGUAAUUAGGUAUUGUCAUAUUUGUCAAGGAGGAGUUGAGGACAAAGAAGGAAUGAAUAUUGUGAAACCAUAUUCUGUAGUUGGAUUAUCAUCACAAGUUAAUCCGCUUGUAUGCGAUGCUUGUAAUAGAAUGUACUCUCAAAUUAAAAGACAUAAUAAUUUGGUGAAGAUGGCAAACUACGAUGAUGGUUUUGAUAUAGAAAGUUUUCAGCCAAUAGAAUUGCGUUGUGUUGAUGUAAAUAAGGUGAAAUCAUUGUCUUCUUCAACAUUAAAGUUACUUUGGAAUCUUCAAACUUUCAUCAUUUCGUACUCAUCAAUUAAGGAUUUACCUCUAGAGAUAUGGGAGAUGCCACAACUAAGAGAGAUUCGAUGUUCAUACGAUGCUCAUUUCCCAGAUCCUAUAGCCACUGAUAUUGAGGGGGAAGAUUUUAUUAUCCUCAAGGACCUUCACACCUUAAAUGGAAUCGGUAAUUUCAAUUGUACAAAGGAAGUCAUUGAUCGGAUCCCAAAUUUGAAGAAAUUGAGGAUAAGUUAUGGAAAUGGAUCUGAGAGGGGCGUGAUACAGCUGAACUAUUAUUCUCUAUGUAAUCUUGAGCAGCUACAGAAACUUGAAUCUCUAUCUAUAUCAGGUUGCUUGGAGAAGAUGACCUUCCCUAAUUCCCUCAAGGAAUUGCGUUUGAUCAAUUGCAUGGGAAUAGCAUGGGAAGAUAUGUCAAUUGUUGGUUUGCUGCCGAGUCUUGAAACACUUGAGAUAUCUGAUGGUGGCGUGCAUGGGUCAGAGUGGGAGCCUGUUCAAGGGGGAUUUCGUCGCCUCAAAGUGUUGGACAUUGGCAAUAAUAAUUUAGUGUGUUGGAGAGCUGAAUCGAUGCACUUCCCUAUUCUUGAGAGUCUUCGACUUACUGAAUUAGAUUUAUUGGAGGAGAUCCCUUGGGGAAUUGGAGAUAUACUAACAUUGAAAUCAAUUGAUGUGGAGAAUUGCAGUGAGUCUGUCGUUGAUUCGGCAAAGGAAAUAUGGGUGGAGCAACACGAGCUUGGAAAUGAGAUUAGAAUUGAUAUUACUGAUGAAGAACAUGGGGUCGAAUACCAAAUUGGUACUUUCACUGCAAGAAUGACCGGGGCAGCUUGUCAAUCCUUGGCUUAUUUGAAACAUCUUUGUGAAAGACUCCAAGAGGUUGCUCGACGAGGCUGCCACUCUUUAAACGGAAGACAAAUGGAAGCUAUGGAGGAAGCCAUCCAUUUUUUCAAGGACUUCUUUGAAGUUUUUCUUCCAAGAAAAGGCCAAGAAAUGGAAAGUUUGGCAAGAGAAAUUGCCCAGGCUACCCAUAAAGCGAAUACUGUGAUCCGCAGGCUGCACUCCGAAACUGUGAUGCCCAUACUUGGUAAGUGCGUCCGUGAUGAUGUGGAAAGGCUGUUGGAAAAGAUAGACUUCAUAAGAAAGGCAUUGUCGGUUGCUGAAGAGGAAGGGCAAGAAAACGAAAAAAUUAAUGGUGAUAAUGAUGCCACAUCCUAUGAUAUCAACUCACUGCAACUUCUGUGGAAAGGAACACUUCCUUACAGGGAUGAAGAUCUGAGAGAAUAUCAAAUUGGUUCUGUCACGGCAACAAUGACGGAGGCUGCUAGUUUAAUCUGGUCGGACUUAGCAUGCAUCCUGGAGGUCCUCCGAAAAGCUUCUGAGCUCGGCCGUCAUCAUCUAAACAAAAAGCUAAUGGAAAAUGUCGACAAAUCCAUCAGUUUCCUGCAAGAUGUUGUUGAAGUUCAUCCUCAAAUUAUACUCCACGCCAAAGCUAGAUAUUUAGCGAACGCGAUGAUUCUUAUCAAAGUAGCAGAGCAUCUGGAUUCAAAGUAUCUUGGGCGACAAUCUCUGGAAGAUGCAACUGAUGAAGAAAUCUUAUUCUUCUCUGAGGAUGUGCAAAACGUUUUGAAUAUAUUAAAAUACCACGUAAUAUGGUUACCAGCCUCGAAAUUAAAGACUCACUCAUAA
Molecule: messenger RNA, 3483 nt
Organism: Andrographis paniculata
Lineage: Eukaryota; Viridiplantae; Streptophyta; Magnoliopsida; Lamiales; Acanthaceae
Product: putative late blight resistance protein homolog R1B-23
Exons: 1
Coding region: 1-3483 (1160 amino acids)
Biological process (GO): defense response to other organism
Molecular function (GO): ADP binding
Source: RefSeq, a predicted model, not a curated record